This is a messenger RNA of Penicillium brevicompactum, 1047 nucleotides long. Its product is annotated as zinc-binding alcohol dehydrogenase family protein. Lineage: Eukaryota; Fungi; Ascomycota; Eurotiomycetes; Eurotiales; Aspergillaceae. Bases 1 to 1047 code for a protein of 348 amino acids. Gene Ontology annotation, molecular function: oxidoreductase activity, acting on NAD(P)H. The record is from RefSeq and is a predicted model, not a curated record. The transcript has a single exon.
AUGGCUUUGCAGAAGGCUGUCAUCGUGACUUCGCCCAAACAUGCUGAAUUGGUUUACGAUAGACCUAUUCCGAAACUCCGUGAAGACUGCAUUCUUGUCAAAAAUGUUACUGUUGCACUGAAUCCAACCGACUGGAAACACAUAGACUACUUGGCACCCCCUGGAGUGCUAGUAGGGUGCGAUUAUGCCGGAAUCGUGGAAGAAGUUGGUAGGGGCGUGAAAAGACCCUUCGCGAAAGGAGAUCGUAUUGGCGGUUUUGCUCACGGAUCCAACGCCGUGGAACACGAGGAUGGAACUUUUGCGGAAUACAUUGUCGUCAAAGGCGACCUUCAAUACAAAAUACCCGACGAGAUGAGUUUUCAAGACGCUGCAACCCUCGGACUGGGAGUCACUACAGCUGCCCUGGGACUUUAUCAGAGUCUCAAGAUCGCUUUGCCCAACGACCCAAUUCAAAACGCGGUACCGAUCCUAAUUUACGGAGGUUCGACGGCCACUGGAACUUUGGCAAUUCAAUUCGCCAAGUUUUCAGGAUAUCAGGUCCUGACUACCUGUUCCCCACGCCAUUUCGAUCAAGUGAAAAAGAUUGGUGCCGAUGCAGCUUUUGACUACAAUGAUCCGAGCUCCGCGGACGCGAUCAAGGAUCAGACAAAGGAUGCUUUAACGUUGGCAUUCGACACUAUUUCACUCGAAAGCAGUGCCAAGUACUGUGACCGCGCUCUAUCCUCGCAAGGGGGUGAAUAUAGUUCACUAUUGCCGAUCAAGAUUGAUCGUGAAAACGUCAGAGACCGAGCGACGAUGGCCUAUACGGCCUUCGGUGACAGCUUCACAUUCGGGCCAAACACAAUUGCUCCUCAGCCGGAUGAUAGGGAUUUCUCUGAGCGCUUCCGUGUCAUUUUUGAGGAAUUGCUGGCAGCUGGCAAAAUGAAGGUACAUCCUGCUAGGGUCGGGGGUGGGGGACUUGGAGGUGUCUUGGAGGGUCUUCAGCUUUUGAAGGAAGGAAAAAUCAGCGGAGAGAAGCUUGUGUAUAAUACCGCAGAUAACUACUAG